CGCGCGCCCCGCCACGCCAUGAAGGGCCCCAGAGGGCUCGGGGCAGUCGGGGCCCUGGCCGACCAUGCCCAGGGGAGCGACGAUGCCGCCACUGCCGCCCUGGACUGCGACCCGACCGACGCGCUCAACUGCACCGUGAGGGCGGCGGAGGUUGACGAGGACGAGCCCGCCUGGCUGGAGGAGGAGGUGGUGCCCGGCGUCAAGGUGUGGCACCUCCUCUUCAUGGUGGCGGGUGCCUUCUGCGCGCUAGUGGUGGUGCUCUGCUGCUGCAUCCGCUUCCGCAUCCCGCGCACCAAGCAGGAGAUCGAGGCGGACUACGUGCGCAAGCAGAUCACCCGCAAGUUCCAGAAGCAGCUGCGGCGCAUCCAGAACGCCGACAUGGACGACAUGGACCUCAAGCGAGUUUGUGUGCUGGCAGCGCUGGACCGCGUUCGCGCCGAGUUCAAGUCAGACACGGAGAGCCUGGCGCAGUCCAUCAGCAGCUCCGCCAACGCCUCAGUGUGCAACAGCCCCGGCGGCCCGCGGGGGGACACGUACCGCAAGGGCAGCGACAUCGGCGUGUCCAUCGAGGACCUGAUCGAGCGCCGCAACAGCGGCCUGGGUGCGCGCUUCUCCUCGCUGGUGGGGACCUUGGGCAAGCUGCGGACGCGCCGCGGCUCCAGCGCCGUGGCCGCGGAGCAGGCGCCGAGCAGCCACCGGACGGUGCAGGCCGAGCCCUGAGCCUUCAACU
Messenger RNA from Thrips palmi, 730 nucleotides. RefSeq lists its product as uncharacterized. The record is from RefSeq and is a predicted model, not a curated record. The coding region runs from base 19 to 720 and encodes 233 amino acids. The transcript is spliced from 5 exons. Lineage: Eukaryota; Metazoa; Arthropoda; Insecta; Thysanoptera; Thripidae.